AUGCAGGAUCCAAAGAAUAGAGCAGAAUAUGAACGCGAAAUCGCCAAAUACGAAGCCCAAGUAGCCGCUGAAAACGCCGGGAAGGAUCCAUUCGCCCAGCAAAAGGCUGAAACUCAGAAAAGCAAGAAAGAAAAGGAGAAAAUCGUCGAACAGCCCGUUGCGAAGAGCAAAUCAGUCAUCAAAGGAUUGGUUCAAAAAGACACCCUAAAAAGUUCCCCUGGAAAACCGUCGCUUUUUUACCUUUAUAAAAGGAAAUCGUCGCCGACUCCAAAAUUCAAGCGCUGCUUCGUCUGA
Messenger RNA from Oikopleura dioica, 294 nucleotides. The record is from the annotation of a GenBank genome assembly. NCBI's taxonomy places the organism in Eukaryota, Metazoa, Chordata, Appendicularia, Copelata, Oikopleuridae.